Molecule: messenger RNA, 3552 nt
Organism: Erpetoichthys calabaricus (reedfish)
Lineage: Eukaryota; Metazoa; Chordata; Cladistia; Polypteriformes; Polypteridae
Gene: xrra1
Product: X-ray radiation resistance associated 1
Exons: 21
Coding region: 281-2485 (734 amino acids)
Cellular component (GO): nucleus
Molecular function (GO): protein binding
Source: RefSeq, a predicted model, not a curated record
GCUUGGAAACGGAGUUCUAAAGAACUGCUGCCAUAAAACUUCUGUGUUUGUGUACAGUUUUACCUAAGAAUUUUAUACUAAAAGGAAUUAAUUGAUUUCUCCUUCUUACAUCAAAGACAUUUGCAAUUUCAGGCUGAGGAGAAUUUAUAACACAGUUCCUAUGAUCAGUAUUCAUCACUUAAGAUUGUGGCAGGUCAGACUGCACUAACCUGUUUGGGUAAAGGAUCAUGGAUUGAAAGAGAUGAUUCCUUUAACUAUUUAGAUUUCCUAUGAAUAAGGAAUGGAAACCACUCAGGUGUGUAAACUGGAUGAUGGAGAAAGAUUCCCCACAUAUUGCUUUCCAGUCAGACCUUUAUUUCAGCAGAAGACAGAAGGUGCAGGUCACUGGCUUGUUGCACAAAGGUCAACUCAGCUACAAAAGUAUAAAGCAGCACUGUGUGUAAAAGGAGGCAUAUACUAUGGUACAGAAGAAAGACCACAAGUUAAAUUUCAUCAACGCAGCGUAACCCCUGUUGAAGUUAAUGUAUUAAAUGGCAACUUUUUGAUGAAACUUCACUGUAUUGAAGACCCUUCUGAUCUGUGCUCAGUUAACAUUAGUGACAAGAAUCUAAAUGUGACUGAAGAAGAAGAGUUUGGUGUAUUCAACAAUAUUGCUUAUAUUAAUGCAAUUGGAAACAAUUUGAAUUUGGCACCUUUCCGAAAGUUUCCAAACUUAAGGGAGCUGGAACUCUGUGCAAAUAAUAUUCAGAACUGCAUUGUUAACAUUGGAGAUUUUACACAUCUAGAGGUGCUUGACCUUUCUUACAAUUACUUAUCCAGUGAUGCUGUCUUGGCUCUGGGGCUUCUACCAAGCCUUCAAGUUCUUCACCUUUCUGGAAAUGGAUUGUGCACACUUCCACCUGAUAUGGCUUCCCCUUGCAAGAUUUCUUCAGAUUCUGUUACUGGAAGCAUCCCUCGAUUUCAGUCCCUUAGGAUUCUGAUGCUAGAUGACAAUAAGCUGUCUCAUCCAGAAAUAUUCACAAGUCUUGCUAACCUGAAAUGCCUAACACACUUAAACUUGGAUAACAAUGGUCUUACUGAGGUUCCUUACCUGCAGCAAAUGGAAAACCCUGAGUACCUCAUCAGUCUUGACAUGAAUCAAAAGAUAGAUUCUGAGCAACAGCAGUUUUUCAGGAACAGUUACAAGGAAAAAGAUUUUUUGAAAGAUUAUGUCAGAGCAGUAAAACAGGGAUCAGAAGGAAAUGCUCACACAUCAGGCCAAACUUCACAUCAGAGUUCCGAUAUCAGCAUCAAGGAUUGUUCAAUUCUCAGUGAAGUAUCUACAUUUGACUUGGUUCCGAAUUAUUACUCUAAAAAGAAACUGCAUCUUGAGCUCCAACCCCCACUUCCAGAACUCAGACAUCUCAGCCUGGCUUACAAUAAGAUUGCAGAAGAAAGUGCCCUGUUGCCUGUUGCACUUUUUCCCUCCCUGAAGGAGCUUGUAAUUCAUGGAAACCCUCUUACUACUCAAAGAAGUGGUGACCUACCUUUGUUGACCAGCUUUCUUCAAAACAGGCUUGAUAUUAAAGUCCAUAGGAAAAAAACGGCAAAGACAGAGAAGCCACAUUUUAUUUUGCCUUUAAACCCUAAACGUAAGGUUACAAGUAAAAUUCCCAAGAUCCCAAAGCAACUGCCAAUUUUAGAUGACUGUUACUCUGAUUCACUUUUGCUAAAGUUGGGCUUUGCCCAGCUAAGACCUGCCAUAUCAGAUUCAAUUAAAGACCUGGCAGAAAAUAAACCACUUCCACCAAUUGGAACGCUACCGCAAACUGAUAGAAAAGAACCUGACUCAGAAGAGCAAAUCCAAAAUGUUCAAGUCACCGAAGAACAAGACACUGAUGCUUUUUUUAUGACUCAGGUAGAUGAUUUGCCUGAAUCAGGAUGGCUGUUAAAUUCUGAAAGUAAUGAAAAAUCAAUGAACAAAACUGAAACAAAAGAAGAAAAUGCGGUUCCAGAGAAAUACAAAGGGUUUGAGGAAUUAAUGGAUGCCAGGCCAGAUUCUACAAUGCUGGAUCCUGUUGGAAUUCAACAGAAUGUGAGAGCGCUCGAGUAUGCCUUGAAGCACCUUCUUGUUUAUCGAGAUAACAAAGCCAGGCUGGACACAGUGCAGAGACCAUUCAUGUCAAAGGAGAAGAGGGUGAAACCACAGUUUCCAGAACCAAGAAAAUCCAAAGGAGAGAAAGUGGAAGAAUGCCUUACAAAAAUCAAGGAAAGCACAACGAUAACUGAAGUGCCACUAGUAUCACUGUUGCAAGACAGAAAAGCCAGGAGACGAAAACAUGCAGAAGCUUUGGAUUUACUGAAAGAACUACAACAGAAUUAUACAAAGGUCCACGAUAAUGCACUACAGCAAGCAGCUGAAAUAGAAAAGCACACGCAGGACAUUUUGAGUAAAGUGGGUAAAAAACAGGACAACUCCACAGAGAGUGACAACACAAAUAAGUAAAAGUGUGACUAAGUAAACUAACUCAUACUUUGAGCACAUUAAUACAUAAAACAAAGAGCAAACUGGAAGGUUUUCUUCCAUCAUAAAUGUAUUUGCAUCUUUGACCCUGACAUAUGUGACACAUUCUUGUAACUCCUUUCAUACACUGAGGCUGUGAAGUUUGCUUCUGGUUAAUAAAGUGUGAAACACAAAUUAUUGAUAAUUUUAAGUUUGUUGAUCCGAGUGAAGGCUUUUCUACCAUUAGUAGGUGUUUACUGUACAUUCCAGAAGUUAAAAAUAAAUAAAUGAAUAAAUAUAUUCCAUUAAAAGCCAUCAAUCCAGAUAUCAAAGAGCUUAAUAAAUAAAUAUAGUAUCAGUAAUAGCCUGAAAAUGUAAAUUCUGCACAGUAUACACAGAAUAUGUUUUGAUAGAAGUACUGGUAUGGACCACAACUGUGUGUUAAUUAAUUUGGUGCAGGAUAAGAGAUGGGUCAUAAGACACCAUAAUAGCAAUAUUAUGAACAACUCUAGAAAACCAACAAUAGGUGACAUUAUGGAUGGUUCCCCAGAAUUGUUUGCUCUUGUGUAGAUGCGGAUGGAAGAUGGUGAGAGACAACUACAAUUACAUUAGGACUCCCUCAGGCUGAUAGAUGGUAGCAAAGAGCCCUGUUAGCCUAUAUGUGGCUCCCUGGUCUUACAUUUAAUGGACAGGUGAACUGGGGUUAACCUCACCCUCAAGAAGAACAUUUGUAACUAGGAUUGCAGUGACACCUAGAGCAGCCUCAGGAAUUUCCAAGGCAACGUUUGACCUCAGAAGUGGUUUCUGGGCCUUCCUCAGAAGUAGGUGCAGACCAGAGCUUAAAAGUCUCUAUCAGGGACUAGACCUUGGAUUCAGGAGGGUAGUAUGAGGUGCAGGCUCAAUUGGAAGGUGGACGAUAGCAGGAGUUGAGAGUUAUUGAGCAAUAACCAGCCGCCUUUCCUAGUAGUAAGGGCUUGGCCACUUGAGUAAAUUGACAAGUAGGCUUGUGGUGUUUCCAAUUCUUCUUUAAUAUAUUUUUUUCAAUGUUGAUAAUAAACUCUUUUCUUUAA